AUGUCUGUAGUUCGGCCACCUACCGAGGACUCUAACCCUGAGCCGAAAAGGGCUAGGAUGGAGAUCCGACCAAUGUUGAGUUUCUUAGAUGAGGAUAAGGUUGGAACCAUACAGCCAUAUGAUGAUGCCUUAGCGGUCACCCUCAAGAUAGGGGGGUAUAUGAAGAGGGUGUUGGUGGAUCAAGGCAACAGGACAGAGAUUAUGUACCCUGAUUUGUACAAAGGGCUAAACUUGAAACUUAAGGAUUUGAUAGCUUAUGAUCCACCUUUGUUAGGAUUUGAUGGGAAAGUUGUUAUUCCGAGAGGCCAGAUUAGACUACCUGUGCAAGCAGGUUUAGAAGUGGUAGAGGUGGACUUCAUUGUGAUGAAUGCUUAUUCUCCCUACACGACCAUUGUAGCAGGACCCUCGCUUCAUGCCCUAGGGGCCGUUUCUUCCACUCUGCAUUUGAAAGUGAAAUAUUCGUCCGGGGACCAAGUUGAGGAGCUAGUUGGGAGCCAGUCCGUGGCUAAGCAGUGCUUAGUAGCUGCAAUUAUGCAUCAACCUGAAGAUAAGUCCUCAGCCUCUACUCAAGCAGGCUUAUAG
This is a messenger RNA of Quercus lobata, 582 nucleotides long. RefSeq lists its product as uncharacterized. Lineage: Eukaryota; Viridiplantae; Streptophyta; Magnoliopsida; Fagales; Fagaceae. The coding region runs from base 1 to 582 and encodes 193 amino acids. The transcript has a single exon. The record is from RefSeq and is a predicted model, not a curated record.